GCGCAAUACAACGUCAUCGGGAUGCUGUUCCUUGGCUUUGUUGAUUGGAUUAUUUUGGUUGUAACAGCAAUUGCUCUGCUGUACUUCUACGCGUCAAGGCACCGGAACUACUGGAAGGACCAAAAUGUCGUCCAUGAAAAGUAUUCUUUGAUAUUAGGACCCAUCAGUCGAUUCUUCUUCAAACCUUUCCAUAUGAUGAACCAUGAACGAUACAUCAAGUACGGGAGAUUGUUUGGGGUCUUCGAGGGCAGCCAACCGGUACUGGUCGUUGCGGAUCCCGAGCUGGUCAAGCUGGUGUUGGUUAAGGACUUUACCAGUCUGCCGGACAGAAGGCCCAUCCCGUUCGUUCAACCUCUGCUGGAAGAAAUGAUGGCCUUCGUCACUUUGAAGAAAUGGAGGAAACUGCGCCCCUCGGCGAGUCCAGCAUUUGCCUCGGGAAAGCUGCGCAAGAUGUACCCACGGAUAAAUGACAGCAUCCGUGCUACGGUUACGUUUCUUAAGGAGGCUGCUGAAAAGGACACAGAAGUGGACAUAAGAACCUUGUUCUCCAAUUACGCCCUCGACGCCAUUGCCAGAUGCGCCUUCGGCACGAAAAUGGAGUCUCAUCUCAAAGAGGUCGACGAUUUCGCCGCCAAAAACAAGUCCUUUUUCGCUGCUCCCCAGGCUCUUUCCGGCGUCAUUUCGCUGUUGCUCCCUAGUCUGGCGAAGCUCUUGCGGCUAGAUGCCCUCAAAUCCGAUAGGCUGCCUUAUUUCAUGGCCCUCUCGGAAUCGAUCAUAAGGGAGCGAAAACACCAAGAAAACAGACAAGAGGACUUCUUACAACUCAUGAUGGACGUGCAAGAAGAGACCAGUUCCUCUGGCGCUGAUUCCCAAACUGACGACAGACUUUUCAAUCCGGAGUCCGGCUCCAAAGCCUUUUCCAUGGGCAGAAGAAGGGCCUUGACGAAAAGCGAGGCGCUUGCCCAGUGCAUCAUGUUCUUUCUCGCUGGCCGCGACACGUCUGCGACGUUGCUGGCACAUGCCAUCUACAUGCUCGCCCUGCACCCCGAAGCCCAAGCAAAGCUGAGGAAAGAGGCGGACGAAUGCUUCGAGAAACACGGAGAAGAGUUAACAAUGGACGUGGUUGCAAAGCUCAAGUACGUUCGUGGGGUGGUUUCGGAGACUCUCCGGAUGCUGCCACCUGCAACCAGACUCGAACGAUUAGCUGCGGAAGACUACGUUCUCGGCGACACAGGCAUCAGGGUUCCCAAAGGGUGCAUCAUCGCGAUUCCCAUCUACUCGAUGCACCAUGACCCGGAGUACUUCCCCGAUCCCUUCGCUUUCAAACCAGAAAGAUUCAUCGGCGAGAAUAUCGAGUCAAUUCGUCCGUAUACCUACCUACCGUUCGGGGCUGGUCCUAGGAACUGCAUCGGCGACCGGUUCGCCCUGGAAGCCAUCAAGAUUGCCCUGCUUCACGUGGUCCGAAGCGUCGAAUUCUACCGUAGCCAAAACACUCGGGUUCCUUUGGAAUUUCUUUAUCGCCUUAGACUGCUCCAAGCCAAGGACGUCACUGUCGGAAUUCGGAAGAGGCCAGUGCAACUUGCCGAAACCGGGUUGUAG
Molecule: messenger RNA, 1599 nt
Organism: Ixodes scapularis (black-legged tick)
Lineage: Eukaryota; Metazoa; Arthropoda; Arachnida; Ixodida; Ixodidae
Product: cytochrome P450 3A24
Exons: 14
Coding region: 22-1599 (525 amino acids)
Molecular function (GO): heme binding; iron ion binding; monooxygenase activity
Source: RefSeq, a predicted model, not a curated record